Messenger RNA from Drosophila ficusphila, 2523 nucleotides. RefSeq names its product methylcrotonoyl-CoA carboxylase subunit alpha, mitochondrial (gene Mccc1). The coding region runs from base 233 to 2332 and encodes 699 amino acids. Gene Ontology annotation, cellular component: mitochondrion. The transcript is spliced from 7 exons. The record is from RefSeq and is a predicted model, not a curated record. Gene Ontology annotation, molecular function: metal ion binding; methylcrotonoyl-CoA carboxylase activity; ATP binding. NCBI's taxonomy places the organism in Eukaryota, Metazoa, Arthropoda, Insecta, Diptera, Drosophilidae.
AAGUCUUGUGGUUGUUUUCAAAUCAUUUAAUUGCCGAUUUCAUGAUACCGUAGACCGCACUAGUAAACAAUUACCCAGAAGUUGAUUCUGAGGCUAGAUAUUAACCAUAAAGUCGUGACACGAGAAAGUGUUUAUCGCUCAUGCAUGUGUAUACUAGCUGUGAUAAGAGACGAUCGCACUUUUGUGCCGAAUAAGUAUAUUUUAAAAACUUGUGCAUAAAAACAUACACAUAAUGUACACAAGACUACUUCACAAUUUGGUUGCAACCGGCAGGGGCUUCGCCGCGGAAAGCAGUCCAAAAGUGCGGCCCAUCAACAAGAUCCUAAUCUCAAACCGCGGGGAGAUCGCCUGCCGGGUUAUUCGCACAGCCCGCAAACUUGGCGUCCGCACCGUGGCCGUCUUCUCCGACCCAGACGAGAAGAGUUUGCAUACACAACUGGCGGACGAGGCGUACCGCGUUGGCGAGGCCGCUUCCUCUGCGUCCUACCUGCGGGGAGAGCACAUUUUAGAUAUUGCCAAGCGGUCGGGUGCCCAAGCCAUACAUCCGGGCUACGGCUUCCUGUCCGAGUCCGUGGAGUUCGCCGAGCUGUGCCAGCGCGAGGGCGUUAUUUUCAUGGGACCGCCCAGCACCGCUAUCCGGGACAUGGGUAUAAAGAGCACCAGCAAGGCUAUCAUGGCCGCUGCCGGAGUGCCCAUUAUCAACGGCUACCACGGCGAGGAUCAGUCGGACGAGCGCCUGCAGCGGGAGGCCCAUGUCAUCGGCUUUCCGUUGAUGAUCAAAGCGGUGCGUGGUGGAGGAGGCAAGGGUAUGAGAAUCGCAGAAACGUCAGACAACUUCCUUACCGCUCUGAACUCCGCGCGCACCGAGUCCCAGAAGUCCUUUGGCGACAGCUCUGUGCUGCUGGAGCGUUACGUUCGAUCGCCACGCCAUGUAGAGGUGCAGGUCUUUGCGGAUCAGUACGGCGAUGCUGUCUACCUGUGGGAGCGGGAUUGUUCCGUGCAGCGCCGCCACCAGAAGAUUAUUGAAGAGGCACCAGCUCCUGGCUUAUCGGAGGAACUGCGUCGUGAACUGGGCGAGGCCGCCGUGCGGGCUGCCAAGGCCGUGGGCUACGUUGGAGCAGGCACUGUGGAGUUCAUUCUGGACAAGGAGGACCUCUCCUUCCACUUUAUGGAGAUGAACACCCGUCUGCAGGUCGAGCAUCCCAUUUCGGAGAUGAUCACCGGCACUGACCUGGUGGAGUGGCAGAUACGCGUUGCUGCUGGCGAGCGUCUUCCGUUAAAGCAGUCGCAGAUCACCCGACGCGGCCAUGCCUUCGAAGCGCGUAUUUAUGCGGAGAAUCCUCGUGGUGGUUUCUUACCCGGAGCGGGACCUCUGCGCUAUUUGACCACUCCUGUACCUUCUAGCGAUGUUCGUGUGGAGACGGGAGUCCGCGAGGGGGAUGAAGUGUCAGUGCACUACGAUCCCAUGAUUGCCAAGCUGGUAGUUUGGGGAGAAAACCGCUCACAGGCUCUAAAUUCUUUGGUUGCCCGUCUGGGCGAGUAUCAUAUAUCCGGGCUGGACACGAACAUCAACUUUCUCAUCGAUCUGGCUUCGCAUCCUGAAUUUCAGCAUGCUAACGUACACACAGGCUUCAUCGAUGAGCACUUCGACACUCUUUUUCCACCAAUUGUAAUCAGUCACCAGCAAUUGAGCCAAGCUGCCUUGGCGCUGGUUUUUAACGAGUUGCAGGCAGCCGUUAGCAACGGCACGGGAGGCCAAGACCCAUUUGCCGCCACACCCAAUGCGCGCCUUAAUUACGACUUAGUCCGCACCUACAACUUGAAAGCCAAUAAUAAGGCUUACUCCGUGGCCGCCAAGUUUAACGGCGAGGAGAUGCAAAUUCAAGUGGAUAAUGGCGAUUGGCAGGUAAUCAAGGCCGACACAGUGGAAGAUGGCGACCGCCUGAAAAUUCGUGCAAAUAUUGAUAACAACAUCACCACUUACAACGUCAAUAUUGAUGGACCCAGUGUCAGCUUGUUCCUGGAGAGUGGAAAGAUUGAUUUUGAGCUGGUGCAGCCCAAGUUCUUGGGUGCGCAGAUGGAUCAACUGGGAUCAGGUGGGUCGCGCGUGGUGGCACCUAUGCCCGGAGUUUUGGAGAAAGUGCUGGUGCAGCCAGGAGACCGAGUUAAGAAGGGUGACAGUUUGGCCGUUCUGAUUGCCAUGAAAAUGGAACACAUACUAAAGGCGCCCAAGGAUGCGACAAUAAAAUCGAUUGGUGGAGCCGAGGGCGAUAAUGUGGCCAAAGGCUCGGCCGUGGUUACAUUUGUUGAUGAGGACAAAGCCGAGCUAUAGAGAUUUCGCGUUACUUCGUACCAGGGAUGAUUUAGCUGCAUUUAUUUACAAGUUUCUAUUGAGAAUGUUUUGGUGAUCUGCAUCUGCUUCAGGGAUACCAUAGCGCAUUUAUUAGAGUUAAGCAUAAAUUUGUCCAUAUAAUGGAAUUUUGUUGUAUUUAUUCCCACGGCAUUAAAAAUGUUCCGAUUGUU